Molecule: messenger RNA, 3277 nt
Organism: Hemibagrus wyckioides
Lineage: Eukaryota; Metazoa; Chordata; Actinopteri; Siluriformes; Bagridae
Product: glutathione hydrolase 1 proenzyme-like
Exons: 14
Coding region: 301-2004 (567 amino acids)
Biological process (GO): glutathione catabolic process; regulation of inflammatory response; peptide modification
Cellular component (GO): plasma membrane
Molecular function (GO): glutathione gamma-glutamate hydrolase
Source: RefSeq, a predicted model, not a curated record
ACGGCUCAUCUCGAUUAGAGGGGACAUCCCGUGGGCGGCGUCCUCGCCUGAUCUAAUGCCCUGUGAUUUUUUUUUAUGGGGACACCUCAAGGCAGAGGUGUUUAAACAUCGCCCCACAAACCUGCUUCAGCUGAAGAAUGUUAUUCGGCAGGAAAUAGCCCGUAUUCCUUUGGACAUGUUGGAACGUGUAGAGGGAAACAUCAGAAAUCGAGAACAUCAGUGCAUAGAGAAUGGUCUGCUGUACUAGGUGUGUUGUUUCAGAAGAACUCCUGGAGUGAAGGAAUCAUCUUCUGCAGGAUCAUGGGGAAGAAGAGCCGCAUUGCCUGCCUGGUGCUUGUCAUUGUGGUUGUUCUGAUUAUUUGCUUCAGUUUGCUCUCUCGGAGGAAACUUAAAACUCAGUGCUACUCCAAAGCCGCCAUCGCAGCUGACACCGGGACGUGUUCUGAAAUCGGCAGGGACAUGUUAAAACGUGGUGGUUCUGCGGUCGAUGCUGCCAUCGCAGCGCUGUUGUGUGUGGGACUGUUUAACGUUCACAGCAUGGGCAUCGGAGGAGGACAUUACUUCAUCUUCUAUAACGGCUCUACAGGAAAGGUGGAGACAAUCAACGCGAGGGAAACAGCGCCCCUACAGGCCACGGUUGACAUGUUCCGCCAUGACGCAGAGCUCUCGAAAAAAGGAGGUCUGUCUAUCGCUGUCCCCGGUGAGCUUCGUGGCUAUGAACUGGCACACCGGCGUCAUGGCCGCCUGCCCUGGAGGGAGCUGUUUAAGCCGAGCAUCCAGCUGGCACGUGAUGGCAUCCGAGUGAGCAGAGCUCUUGCCAAACCCUUGUGUGAAAACCAGGAGACCAUUCAGGCUGAUCCUGUGUUGUGUGAAGUGUUCUGUGAUUCCAACAAAACCAUCCUGAGGGAAAACGACACAAUCAGAUUUCCACAGCUAGCAGACACCUACGGGAGGAUCGCUGAGGAAGGAGCUGAUGUUUUUUAUAAAGGCUCCAUGGCUGAAACGAUAGUGAAGGACAUCCAGGUUGCAGGUGGCAUUAUAACACUUGAAGACCUGUCAGCUUACACACCAGAGUUGAAUGAAAGCCCACUGAAGAUAAAUGUGGGAGAAUACACGAUGCACUUUCCAGAUGCUCCAUCUAGUGGUCCUGUGCUAGCGCUAAUCCUCAACAUUGAGGUGAGUUAUAAUUUCUCACCCAGCAGUGUGUCCACUCCAGAGAAGAAGACUCUCACUUAUCACCGCAUCGUUGAGGCUUUUCGCUUCGCCUACGCUAUGAGGAGCAGGCUGGGAGAUCCUCAGUACCUCAACAUCACCGACCUCAUCCACAACAUGACCUCAGAAUACUUUGCUGAAAACAUCCGCAGUCAGAUCACAGAUAACGCCACACAUCCAGAGAGUUACUACGGACCAAAAUACUUUAACCCUGAGAAUUCUGGUACGGCUCAUCUGUCUGUCAUCGCUGAGGACGGAAGCGCCGUGUCUGUGACCAGCACCAUCAACCAAUAUUUUGGGUCUAAAGUGAUGUCGCGUUCCACUGGAAUCAUCUUUAACGAUAAUAUGGAUGACUUCAGUUCUCCGUACAUCACAAAUGCAUUCUGCAUUCCUCCUUCUCCCAAUAACUUCAUUAAACCAGGUAAAAGGCCGCUCUCGUCCAUGUGCCCAACCAUCAUCUCUGACAAACACAACAAAGUUAAAAUGGUCGUCGGAGCUUCAGGUGGGACGAAGAUCACCACGGCAACGGCUCUGGUGAUCCUGAACUCUCUGUUCUUUAACUACGAUCUGAAGAAAGCUGUAGAAGAACCCCGGUUCCACAACCAGCUGAACCCCAACUACAAUGAGGUGGAAAAGGACUUUGAGAAGAGUGUGAUAAACAGUCUAGGUCUGAAGAAUCAUGUGUCGAAGUUACAGAACUCCACUGCAGUGGUCCAGGCCGUGGUGAGGCAGGAUGACCAGAUCUGUGCUGAAUCAGACAUCAGGAAAGGAGGACAUCCCUCCGGCUACUGACACUGACACUAACUUCAACAACUAUCAUACAAAAUGUCCAGAAAUCUGAAUGAAUCCCACAGAUCAGGUUUAAAGCUUUAAACACACCAUCUCCCUCCAUGUACUGUUCGUAUUUCAGAGACGCACUGAAAUAUUUCACUCAAUGACAUUCCUUCUGAAUUCACUAGAUUUCAUUAUUUUCUUGUAUUGUUUGUUGGAAAUUAGUCUUAAAAUGAAUCACAUCAGGAAAAUCUAAACCUUUGGGUUGGUAACAGUAGCUUUGCUUCAUCACACCACCCCAUGAUUAGUUUCCUGUAACAGCAAUACCUCUAUGUGUUUUAUUCCUUUAAUACCACAGUGAUGUUCAAUUAUUUCACUUCAUUUUUAUCCCUUUAUAGUUAUGUUUAAUGUUGGGGAACACCCAUGACACAAAUUUCGUGUUCUUCCGUUAAAACGGAUAUGAACAGUGUUUCCUUCAGCACUGUCUUAUUCUCAGGUAAGAAAAAAUAAAUCUCAGCUCAUCGUGAUACUGAGAAACACAAAGAAGUGUAAACUCCUCACGCUGCAGCUUCACCUCUGACUGAUACACACACACACAUACACACACACACACACACAUACACACACACUGAAAUGCAACAGUGACACUGGAGACUCCUUCUACACAUCAUACACACACACACACACACACACACACACUGAAAUGCAACAGUGACAUUGGAGACUCCUUCUACACAUCAUACACACACACACACACACACACUGAUACACAGAACUGACACUGGAGACUCCUUACACACAUCACACAUACACACACACACACAUACACACACACACACUGAAAUGCAACAGUGACACUGGAGACUCCUUCUACACAUCAUACACACACACACACAUACACACACAUACACACACACACACUGAUACACAGAACUGACACUGGAGACCCCUUACACACAUCAUACACACAUGCAUACACAUACACACACAUACACACAUACACACAUGCAUACACAUACACACACACACACACACACACACACACACACAUACACACACAUACACACACACACACACACACACAUACACACACAUACACACACACACACACACACACACACACAUACACACACACACACACACACACACAUACACACACACACACACUGAAAUGCAACAGUGACACUGGAGACUCCUUCUACACAUCAUACACACACACACACACACACACACUGAUACACAGAACUGACACUGGAGACCCCUUACACACAUCAUACACACAUGCAUACACAUA